AUGAGUCGGGAUCAGAAACAUUCCGCGAGAACUCGGUCAACGGGGGUGACAUUUGACCCACCAGUCACCCAUGAUAUGGUCCGUUCUCUAUUUGACCCCACAGUUAGAAAAUCAUUUCUCGAGAUCUGUAUUACUUUGGCUUUACUGUCUAAUUUCGGUCUAUGUUACUGGCUUCUGCAAAGAUGUGAAUUGAAAAUCGUAAAAAUGGUCUUCCUGUUUCAGUAUAUGUUUUGGAGAAUCGGUUAUAACCUGGGAAUUGGAACUGUUCUCCAUUUUCAAUCUCAUUGGGAAUCGCUCACGAAGUUUGCCAGACGCAAUAAGCUCUUUCAGAAAGGCACUGGAUCUCUUCUCGCCAAGUUUUGCCAGUUUGAGCUGUUCACCAAGAUGUCUAAAGAUUACAAGGUGUAUGAGAACCCCGAGGAACUGAACGUUUGGCUUCUGUUUCGCCAGUUUGUUGAUCUCAUUCUCAUGCAGGACUUUUGCACUUAUGUGAUAUAUGUCUAUCUCUCGCUACCGCAAGAGAAAGCUGCACUGAUCAAUUGGAAAACUGCGGUUGGCAUUUCCAUGGUUCUAUUCAACAUCUGGGUUAAGGUCGAUGCGCACCGUGUUGUGAAGGACUACGCUUGGUAUUGGGGAGAUUUCUUCUUUCUGCAAGAUAGUGAACUUGUGUUCGAUGGAGUGUUCAAUAUUUCUCCUCACCCAAUGUAUUCUAUCGGGUAUUUGGGCUACUAUGGUCUUUCUCUGAUUUGCGGUGAUUAUCGCGUGCUCUUGGUUUCGAUGUGUGGUCAUUAUAUGCAAUACCUUUUCCUGAAAUAUGUCGAGUCUCCACAUAUCGAAAGAACAUAUGGUAGCGAGUCGAAUGCGGAAUCCGAGACGAACAGUAAGAUUGAUGACCUAAUUGCCAAAAAAAAUUACAACUAUUCUAGACCAUUAAUAAACACCGGAUUUGGAUUCGCCAAUUUUGACAUUCUGAGGUUUUCCGACUAUUUCACGAUAGCGACGUCUAUUUGUUUGAUAUUAUGGACCGUUUUCAUUAAACCAAGUGAUCAGCUUCUGUUCAAUUUGGCUUUUGGUGCAAAGGCCUUUUCUUCGAUAGGUGUGUCCAUCAUACUUUACAAACAAUCAAAAGAAAAAUGGUUUACAAAACUAUACUUGAAGAAUGGACAUACUCAAGUGCAUUCAUAUCAACAGUGGCAGUUCAUUUACAACUUUUCGCUAUGCCUCACUUACACCCUACUUGGUUGUCAGACGUUUUCAAGAGUCCGUGAUCUCUAUCCAAAUGUUGAUAACACUCAACUGAUUUUUGGCUUAUUACUUUGUUCACUGCAAUCAUGGUGUAACUCCGAAAUUAGGUCUGCCAUCUAUGAUUUUGGCUGGUUUUACGGAGAUUUCUUCCUGACAAACUAUGUGACUAAAAGGGCUUUAACCUCGCAUGGCAUUUACAGGUACUUGAACAACCCGGAGGCCAUUCUAGGCGUAGCUGGUGUUUGGGGUACUGUCCUGAUGACAAACUUCUACUGGGAGAACAUUGCGCUUGCUGCUCUUUGGACCAUAACUAACUUCAUUCUGGUUAGAUUCAUUGAGCAACCUCAUAUGAGUAAAAUCUAUGGCGCUAAAAUGCGAAUUGGGGGUAUUGAAAAGACCCUGUUGGAGUCUAAAACUUGGCGGCGUGUAUCUGGCAUAGUUGACAAGAUUGAGGAGGUGGUCAUCAGAGCACUGUUGCAGGACAUAAACGAUGAGAAGGAAUCGGCACUCUCUAACAAUGUCUUGGAUGAAGAGGUAGACCAGAAAGCUGAGUUGCAAAAUUUGGAGGACGCUAUGGAGGAUGCUUUCUGCAACGUCACAUCUCAGCGGUCCGCAAGCUGCAGAUUGGAAAUCGAGAGUUACGGCACCGGCAGCUUUGUUGUGGGUCAGCCCAUUACUUUGGAUUGGAGUGUUCCCUCGUCUACGUACAAAACAGAUGACUGGGUGGGGCUGUAUGAUGUUCUAAGGUCUGGAAGCGAUCGGCGGAGAACAAAGAGCUCCUCGUUAGGCCACUGGAGUGCGACUUCACCCGCAGGUUAUCCUGAAGAUACACCGAACAACAGGUCCAUCGCAUAUUUCAAGAAAGGCUCCCUUGUUGAGGGGAAGAUUGUUUUCGAUUCAAGUUUGUUGUUUUUUGAACCAGGCAUCUACGAAUUUCGAUACCACAGUGGGAACUCCCAUAAAGUAUUAUGCGUCUCCAAACCCUUUGAGCAGGUGUUACCAAAGCUUCCUAUCGAUUCGCCAGAAAUUCUAUGCGAAUAUUUCCUGAAAUUCUUGACUCAGGUUGACGCUCUCACGGAUGGCAGAUUUGACCCUCAGAGAAGCAGAAACUUUACGAUCAGCCAUUUCAAGAAGUUGAUUAAAGGAUCUCUCGGUGUCGAGUUGUCUUCCGACUACAUUAAGAGAGUGAAAGGUGAUCUUCACAUUAUAUCUUCGAGAAUAUGCCACAUCAAGGAAGUCUUGGACAGCUUGGAAUAG
Messenger RNA from Torulaspora globosa, 2502 nucleotides. RefSeq names its product phosphatidylethanolamine N-methyltransferase (gene CHO2). The transcript has a single exon. Gene Ontology annotation, biological process: phosphatidylcholine biosynthetic process. Lineage: Eukaryota; Fungi; Ascomycota; Saccharomycetes; Saccharomycetales; Saccharomycetaceae. Gene Ontology annotation, molecular function: phosphatidylethanolamine N-methyltransferase activity. The record is from RefSeq and is a predicted model, not a curated record. Bases 1 to 2502 code for a protein of 833 amino acids.